AUGAAGAACUUCAAACCUGUUUUUCGGUUGGAAUUCGAGGGGAAGGCAGAGACGCACCAAGUUAGCGACAAGGCGGAGCUAGAUACCACGAACCCUUUGCCUUUGGGUUAUGCAGUCAGAGCGAGCCCCAGACUACUGGACAGAUGGCUUGACGCGACGGUACGAUGGGCAGGCUCAGCCCCAGUCUUUCUCUUCAUUAUAGCUGGACUUUUGACGUGGGCCUUCAUGGGAAUUCCCUAUGGCGAUUCCGAUAUCUGGGUCGCAGGAAUCUCAGAUGUCCAGGCUAUUAUGUGUUACAUUUUUGACUCGCUGUUGAUGAGGCAGCUUCUCCGUGAAUACACCGAACAUCGUGAAGCCAUGCUUGAAAUUCAGUCUCGACUUGAUAGUCAUGAACGCAUGACCGCUACCGUCAAGACGAAGUUCGGACCUGAAGGAAUCCGUAUUGCCGCCGAGGAAUGCAACAAUCGGUCUCUUGAAUCGCUGAGUCAAGCAUUGCACCCCCAGACUCUCUUUGCUCGGUGUAUUAUUCGCUCAGCCAAAGUCUUUGGACAUAUCAUUACAGUUGGUCUUUACUGGAUUUGCAUAUUUGUGUGGUUGGCAUUUGGCAAAUACUGCGGCUGGUCGAGCCAGUGGCAACUCUAUAUCAACGACGCGACUUCCGCACUGAUGGCCUUGGUUUUUGCGUUUCUCACAUGCCUCAGGGAGCGCUAUGGAGACUACAACAACAACUGCCUAGAUGCCAUCUUCAGACUCGAUAUUAGUCUCGAGAGAGAGCUUCGCCAUCUUACUAAGGAUGAAAUGCCUCAUCCGCCAGAGGUAGCCUCACCCCCUAAAGAGAAUUUCAUGCAGGUUGGUAUAUUUUACUAUGCCGAUAUUGUUGGGACACUUGUCGGCAUUAUAAUCCUCGUGCUGGUAUUCAUCAUCUGGUUAGCCAUUGGUCCUGUAUUCAAAUUCAACAGUACCUGGUGGCUACUUAUCGGGACAUAUGCAGGAUUGGUCGGUCUGCUCGAUUCUUUUGUCUUGCGCAACGUGCAGAACAAAGUUCAUCAAUACGUCGGCAGUCAAGUUCGCCAAAUAGAGAAGGGAGACAUGGGCGUCCUUGCUAGACUCUCGUUGGAAGUCCCUUCCGCUGGCAGUGAUGAGAGGCUAUCUCUAACCCAACGAGUAUCUCAUUGGAUGGAUGCUGUUAGCUCCCAUCUCCUCACCGUCGUUGCUGGCUUCCUCCUUACCAUUGGUUGCUUGGUCACUUCGAGUGCGUUGAAGUGGAGCCUAACAGGACAGCUCGUGUCGAAUGUCGCUCCGAGUAUCAUAGAGACGUUCUUCAUGCUAAUUCUCAUCACUGGUCAGAAUGAUGCGGAGAAAAAAGCUCGGGUUGACUUGACCAACAUGUAUCUCCGGCGUCAAAGACUGCUUGCUUUCAUGAAAGACUUGAGAAAGCGUGAAGAGCGAAAGCUGUCUGUUGAUCUAGCAGAUGCUUAG
This is a messenger RNA of Penicillium pulvis, 1479 nucleotides long. RefSeq lists its product as uncharacterized. The transcript has a single exon. Bases 1 to 1479 code for a protein of 492 amino acids. The record is from RefSeq and is a predicted model, not a curated record. Gene Ontology annotation, biological process: transmembrane transport. Lineage: Eukaryota; Fungi; Ascomycota; Eurotiomycetes; Eurotiales; Aspergillaceae.